This is a messenger RNA of Notolabrus celidotus (New Zealand spotty), 1535 nucleotides long. RefSeq names its product semaphorin-6D-like. The record is from RefSeq and is a predicted model, not a curated record. The coding region runs from base 1 to 1467 and encodes 488 amino acids. The transcript has 13 exons. Lineage: Eukaryota; Metazoa; Chordata; Actinopteri; Labriformes; Labridae. Gene Ontology annotation, biological process: negative regulation of axon extension involved in axon guidance; axon guidance; neural crest cell migration. Gene Ontology annotation, molecular function: chemorepellent activity; semaphorin receptor binding.
AUGACCCCUUUCAGGCGGCGGCCUGACGCCACCUCACUCUCUGUAAUCCCUCUCUCUGUGUUUCAGAAGCUGACGUGGAAAUCCAAAGACGUCAGCAAGUGUACGGUCCGAGGAAAGAACAGCGACGAGUGCUACAACUACGUCAAAGUCCUGGUGCCUCGAAACGACGAGACGCUGUUCGCCUGCGGGACGAAUGCAUUCAACCCCACCUGCAGGAACUACAAGAUGACCAGCUUGGAGCAGGUCGGGGAGGAGGUGGUCGGUCAGGCUCGGUGUCCCUUCGAGUCCGUUCAGUCUAACGUGGGACUGUUCGCCGGAGGAGAUUUCUACUCGGCCACCAUGACGGACUUCCUGGCCAGCGACGCCGUCAUCUACAGAAGUCUGGGAGACGGCCGACCCGUCCUCAGGACCGUCAAGUACGACUCCAAGUGGCUCAGAGAGCCUCACUUCCUGCACGCCAUCGACUAUGGAAACUACGUCUACUUCUUCCUCAGUGAGAUCGCUGUGGAGUACACCGCCCUGGGCAAGGUGGUGUUCUCUCGAGUGGCCCGUGUUUGUAAGAAUGAUAACGGCGGCUCACCGAGAGUCCUGGAGAGAUACUGGACGUCCUUCCUCAAGGCUCGUCUGAACUGUUCGGUUCCUGGAGACUCGUUCUUCUACUUCGACGUCCUUCAGUCUCUCACCAACGUUCUGCAGAUCAACCAGAGACCGGCUGUGGUCGGGGUUUUCACCACUCAGGCCAACAGCAUCCCGGGGUCUGCAGUCUGCGCCUUCUACAUGGACGACAUCGAGAAAGUCUUCAACGGGAAGUUCAAGGAGCAGCGGACCAGCGACUCAUCCUGGACUCCAGUCCCCGAGGAGCAAGUCCCCAGACCGAGACCUGGUACGUGUGCAGGAGACGGUCCAGCUGCAGACUACAAGUCCUCGGUCCAGUUCCCGGAUGAGACUCUGACGUUUAUAAAGUCGUACCCUCUGAUGGAUGAAGCCGUUCCCUCCGUCAACGACCGGCCCGUCUUCACCAGGACCUCCAGCAGGUCGAAGCUGACUCAGAUCGUGGUGGAUGUCUCUGCAGGUCCAAACAAAGACCGGACUGUGAUGUUCCUGGGGUCAGACGACGGCAGAGUCCUGAAGGUUUUGGCGAGCACGCAUCCCAACGACAGCUUCGGGUCCAAACUGCUGGAGGACAUCGACGUCUACAACCCGUCAAAGUGUAACGUUCAGGGACAGGAGGACAGGAGGGUUCUGGGACUGGAGCUGGAUAAGGACAAUCAUGCUUUGUUCGUCGCCUUCACCAGCUGUGUCAUCAGAGUGCCGCUGAGCCGCUGUCCUCGACACGGAGCCUGUAAAAAAUCCUGCCUGGCCUCUCGUGACCCGUACUGCAUCUGGCUGCGGACCGGGAGCUGUGCCAACAUGGCGCCAGGUUACAAGUUGAGGAUUGAGAGCGCUCACACAGAGAGGAAACAAUAACAUGUUCGGCAGCAGACACAGCUGGCAGGUUUAAUACAAACGGCGGCGGAGAGGAGAGGAGAGGAGAG